UAUAACGCACUAUACCAACUGGCCGAUCUCCUAAAGCACAGCAAGACGGUAUGGGAGUGUUUAAUUGAAUUACAAGUCAUUUACAUGCUGGCAAGCUCCUUGUUAGGGCUAUCGGCUCGUCUUUGUACGGACCCCGUGUUGGCACGGAAGGGGUGAAUCUUCAGUCACGCGCUUUAUAUCGUGCCGAGGGGUGACCUAUCCUGCCUCCUGCGAGUUCCGAUUCGCGUGUGAGGCCCACGGCUGGCCUGCUCGUACCUCGCUCAAGCUCCUCCUUACAAGCUUCACUUCGUCAGCUCACCUCUGCACCCCGUCCGAGCUUUUCAUCACCCAUCAAAAGGGGAAGAAAAGCAACUCUUCAAAUUUCACACCUCUAGCCUUCGCUCCAAAAAAAAAUAAUGUGAAAGAAUCCCGAGCUAUCGAAUUGCUUUUUGCUUCAACAUCGCAUCCGAGGAUGAUGACGAAGGGCAGAUAAUGAAGAAUCUUCCCCGGGGAUGAGUGAUCAUUUGUACACUGAUAUCGGCUGCUUUCACGGACGGAGAGAAUCCGGGAUAAUAAAAACCAUAAAACGUUUCCGCGGUUCGUCGCGACUUUUGUAGAUCGCAUUUUAUUACUGAGUGACACAGUUGCACGAACUACAUUACUGCGAGCGGAGGAGAGAGCGGUAUAGGGCGUAUGUACGCUCAGCAGCCUACGUCAACAUCUUAUCAUUCAACAAAAACAUUGUGGACUUACCCCCUGCGAUGAGAUCAGACUCUCGGAUGGGAAAUGAGGCUGGGAGACAAGACAUGAUACAAGGAGGAACUCAAAUUGAGGACAAGAGGUGGAUGUGAGAGAGAACCGAAAAUGAUGCUGGAACCGGGCCACGAGAAACCUUCGUACCUGAAAACUAUACCCAAUAAACGCGCUCAUGGAGGGGCAGCCGCCGCCGCUGCAGCAGCCGCCGCAAGAAGGAUGUCUGUAUCCCACCCGACCAUGGAGAUGGAUAUCGGGCCGGGGAGGUUCGACUCCAUGGAGAAAUUGUUCCUGGCGGCCGCGGAGAAUGGCGACAAGAAGGCUAUCAUGUACGCGCUGGAGAAGGCCCCGGAUCUGAACAUCAACUGCACGGAUAAGGAUGGGCGGAGUGCGCUGGUAAUUGCCAUCCAGAACGGCAACUCGGAAAUCAUUAAGUUGUUGUUGGAGCAUAGCGUGCAACUGGGAGACGCCCUCUUGCGGGCAGUGGAUGAACAGUUCACGAAUGCAGCGCAGAUGAUAUGCGAAUACAUCAAACAGAAGAACAUACCGGAAUUUCUGAACUGCCGUGCGCUGAAUGGCGAUUUCCAUCCAGACAUCACACCCAUCGUCCUGGCCUCCCAUCACAACAACUACGACAUCAUCAAGAUUCUCCUGGAGUACGGAGCCCGGAUCGAAGACCCCGAAUACUACGCCUUCAGCACCCAGACCCAGACCCUCCAGCACUCCCUGGGCAUGCUCAACAUCUACCGAGCCCUGGCAUCCCAAGCCUACAUCUCACUGACCAGCGCCGAUCCGAUCCACACUGCCUUCGAGAUGUGUGACAAGCUCAGGAAGCUGUCCCACAAGAACCCGGAGUUCUCAGAGCAGUUCCAUGAGCUGGCCGGGCAGUGCGAGCAGUUCGCGGCCGAUAUCCUGGGCCACAUUCGGAACCACAAGGAGCAGACGUGUAUACUCUACCACGACCCCUACCUCUGGGGGGCCUACGUGGAGGGUAACGGAGUGGGCCCUUACAAAGUCAAGAUCGCCAUCCAUUACGAGCAGAGGAAGUUUGUAGCUCAUCCUCACUGCCAGCAGAGGCUAACCCAGCUAUGGUACGAGGGUCUUCCCACCUGGUACGACUCAAACUGGCUUUCCUCCUCCAUCUUCUCCGCCAUGGUUGGCAUCUGCUUCCCCAUCCUCAGCAUCCUCUACAUCAUCUACCCCUGGGGUAAAGUGGGAGCAUUCAUGCGGGUACCACACGUCCAGUUCGUCUGCCAUACCUGCUCCAAUCUGUUUUUCCUGGUCUUGCUCGGUCUCCAGUCGUCCGGUGGCCGGGACGUAGACGAACAUGGCAAUUCUAUAGACUCGAGAACGUUGGCACCUACGUUUACUGAAUGGCUUGUCAUCUACUGGGUAAUCGGUUUAACGUGGGCCGAAAUCAAAGAGCUAUGGUACUACGGUUCGCGAUAUCUCAAGGAUAGGUGGAAUGUUCUGGACUUCCUAACGCUGUCUCUUUACUGGGCAUCCAUAGCGCUCAGAGUGGUCGUGUACCUUAAGGCUUUGGAGAGAAUGAAAGACCCGUCAGCAAACCUGGCGAACGUCACCAUGCACCCAGUCACGACGGACACAAUGACAAUAUCCUGGACACCUACGGAUGAUGAGGACGAUUUCACGCCUAGUGGAGAGUUACCGUCCAGUAUGCCGACAGAGGAGGAAGUGGACCCACGGCGUCUUCUUCAGGCCAUCCACGAAUUGUCCGUUCAGAUUGAUGUCAUGAAGUAUGACCAGGAGAGCAAAGAUGGUCAGGUCGUGGAGAAACUUGCCUCCCUGGACGGCACAAUCAGCCAGUUGGAUACCAGGAUGGCCAACUUUAUCAAAUCCCAGGAAGACGAUGCGGGGGAAGUGGGAGGAGGGAGCACGGGCAGCCGGCGUCGGACGGGUAGUAGCGGCGGUGAACCCUACCCAGUCUACACAAAGACGGAAAACUCCACUGGCAGGGUGUAUUGGAAUAGCGACGAUCCCAUGUUGAUCGCUGAGGGACUCUUUGCCAUCGCGAAGGUGUUGAGCUUCCUGAGACCCAUUAGCCUGACCGUCAUGAAUCGCCACGUCGGGCCCAUGCAGAUCUCGCUGGGCGGCAUGAUGUUCGACAUCACCAAGUUCAUGCUCAUUUUCUUGUUUGUCCUGUUCGCCUUCUCUCUUGGUAUGAAUCAACUUUACGGGUACUACGCAGCCGAGUACCGGACACAGUGCGACAACUGCAGGAUGUAUUUCAGCUCUCUUCCAGAAACCAUGGCCACACUUUUCUGGGCGUUGUUCGGUCUUCCUGAUUUAGAAAUUCUGGAUUUGAAGGGCGUGUCCCACACGUUUACGGAGGGCGUGGGGACCGGACUCUAUGCUGCUUAUCACAUCAUAGCCAUUGUGGUCCUCAUGAACGUGUUGAUUGCCAUGAUGAGCAACACGUAUACGCGGAUUGAGGAAGAUGCAGAGAUCCAGUGGAAGUUUUCGCGGUCCAAACUGUGGAUGACGUAUUUUGAGGGUCGCGGUACCAUUCCACCUCCUUUCAACGUCGUCCCCGCGCCCAAAACGAUUGGUUACAUCUGUAAGUGGAUAUGGGACAGACUGCAUGGCGCCCAGUCUCGGCAGGAGAAGAAGGAGCGAAACAAGGCUUUUAUGGAGGAAAGAGAGAAGCAAUAUCGGGACAUCAUGGGCAAGUUGGUCAGACGGUACAUCUUCGACGCCAAGCGUGACGACGAGGAAGGUAACCAGGAGCAAUGGGUCAACCGCAUCAAGCAAGACAUCUCAGGCUUCAAGUACGAGAUGUUCGAAGCCUUGUCCGGGAUGGACUCCAAGAUGCUAGACAUGGAAAACCGGAUAGCCAACGGUCCCACAGGACCCACUGUCGGCACCGAGAUGUUCCAGAAGAUGCAUGAGAUUGUCAAGAAGCCACUGUCCAGACCUGACAGCAUGGAGUCCGUCAAAUCGGGAUGCUCUGAGAUCUGCAAAGCCGCGUCUCAGGAUCUACUGGACUCGCGGAACUCUGAGUUGCCUCCGCCUGUCUACGAUACCGGGGAAAUGGAGUCCCCUUCCGCUAAGAAUAGGUACAAGCCCAAGUCACCCUCACUACCGGCAAAUAUUGCCAACUACAUGUAUCCUCCGGAGUGGGAACGAUAUGAACCCAUUCGGUACAUUGAUGAGGAUCCUGAAGUGCCAUUAUUGGGAAGUCCGCGGAACAGCAUCAGCAGUCAUAAGAAGCGGGGGAGUAGUAGGCGUAAACGCAGGCACAGCACCAGCCAUCUGAACCACCUAGGUAGCAUUUCACGCAAUAAUAACAAGGACGUUGUGGAAAACAUGCUGGAGAGCACGACUAAGGUUUGACCCAGCCUCAAUUCCAGCGGAAUCGGUUCACAACUUGGGCUGUUGGUAAACGAAUGAUUCACAGACUGGAGUGGAGGCUACACUAAGGUCAGUGCCUCCUCAUCACUAAGGAUGCAAUACCAGCGAGAUGAUUGUCAUCUGAGGAUUUUCUUAGUUGUUUCCCGCUGAACACUUAUAGCAAAAUAUCGUUAAGCUAUUUCCUCAACUUCCCGACUGGACAAGGAGUCUAGGACAGAGCAAGUUGAAUUUCUAACACAUUUAUAUCUUUAUCGUCUUGCUCCAUUAACAGCCGCAAAAUUGUUAUAGUAAUCAUACUUAUCUAAUAUUUUAGCAGUUACUCAUAAAAUAUUGCUAUAUUUGUUAUCAAGUUGUUGGUCGUUAAUAAUAUAAUUUAAUGUUAUGUAACAUGGGAAUUAUUAAAUUAAGGUUUUACAUUUUCGUUCGACAAAAAUAUCAGGUAUUAAAAAUAGAUCAUUUGUAUAUGAACGUGUAAUACAAAAGACUACUCUAUGUAAUAUUUUGAAUUCGUGUAAAUUGUUAAAGCCGCAAUUUUUAUUUCGUUACUAAACUUUUUAAAACGCGAAAGCAAAUGUUGACUGUUGUUUAUUAGAAAAUGCAAAUUGACACACCUGUUUUGGUACCAUCAUUAAGAAAUUGUCAUAUCCACGAUCAGCACGAACAGCGAAGUAACAGAGAGUAACAGAGAGUUUCUUGUGUUUUGACAUUACAUGUCAAAACACAAGACCAUUGGGUUAAGUCAAAAACAUUAUGUAGCUGGUUAACAAGCAAGGUUGCAACAUGAGCAUUUGUAUUUUGGUAAUACGCAUGGAAUAAAUAUUGCGGACAGUCCCAUCGGUUUGUAUAUAAUUAUCUAGUAAUUCUAGAUCUUUCAGAACUACUUUGAUUUUGACACGUGGCACGGUACGCAAGGGGGAGUGUGCGUUUGUGACGAUUGUAAGUGAUUAUAUUACCAUGCAUUAUGGACUAAUUUGCAGAUAAGUAUACAACUAAACGGACAUUCUGCAUGUGUAACUAUAGGUAUUUUGACCUACAAAUAUCACGUCGUUUUUUUCCUGGAUUUUAAUAGUAUAAUUGUUGCCACUAACAUUAAAGGGUCAAUACUUUGCACUAGAAAAAGGUGUUUAUUUAAAUGCAAAAGUAUUCAUAAAUCCCUAAGACAAAACAGCCAUUCCUAUUGGCCACGAGCAUGUCACACGUGGUACAAUGUGGCACGUCAAACGCAUGAUAUAGACCUAUAUCGUGCUUCCACCAUUUUAGUCAUGUUCCCUGUAUCCAAUAACAGUACUGAAUAAUAAUGUUUUGUGUAAAAAAAGGAACCAGACUAUUUUCCCCUCCAGCCUCGCUUUGGUGACAUUGAUUUGAAUGGGAAUAAAAUCAAAUGGCUGCAACAUGAUAAUGGUCUAUACGCGCGCGGCAGACAAAUUAAUAGCCGCGUACUGAGCACCUUUGGACCCCACUUGUAUACAAAAUAAAGGAAAACAUUUGAGUGGCAAAACUGAAACGUUUUAACGCUUUUGUAACGAGUUUUUAAUAGAGGUAUUUACAAAGGGGAGUGAAAGUGUGAUAACGUCAUCUUCGGCUUAAAACCAUUGGCAGUGGCCACGCCCUACUCGAUCAUCGCACUUUCAUUUCCUUAAUGUUGUACACAUGAAUUAUUUGUAGAUGUAGGUUAACAUUCAUGUUGCUGGUAUACAUACUAUACGGAAGUAACAAGAGUCCUUUGCAGUACUUUAACGGAGAUAGGAAUUUUGAGUGUUCCUGUCAUUUUUAUCGGGAUACAUAUGUAGAAAGGUGUUUUGGAAUUAGAGGUAGCUUUUUAGGAGAUAGAGAGAGCGAGAGAUGAAUGAGUCAUAACUCGGGAUGGAGGUUGGAGCUAGGUUUUGUCGAUUUACGAGCAUGGUGUUGUGUAAAAUGAGAUCAUUAAUUUUUGAAUAACACUCUUACUAUAUAUUGGGGCAAAGUUGAGGAUAUACCACCUCUUUAAAAUAUUUUUUUGUUAAUGUGUGUCUUCUGUAUUGUAGUUAAUGUUCAAUUUUAAGCAAUGUGGCAUUUCUAUCCUUUGAUUCCGGCAAAUCUAGAACUCAAAUAUGUACCGUUUUCCAGUUUACUUAUUAUUUAAACCUCACAAGAUAUGAAAACAUUUUAUGUCUAAAUGUAAUGCUGAUUUGCCUUUAUUUCAUUCUAAAGAGAACAGUCCACAAUUUGAAAAUCCACCUUUGACAUUGGCCUUGAUUUUUAUGUCAGUAUACGACUUUGAAUAAUAUCAUGUAGCCCUCAUUUAUCUAAAUAAUUAAUACUAGUUUUUCUUUACAAUAAUGUUGAAAUGUGUUGUUAUGUUUAACGCUGAACAUUGUUUACUUGAAAUACAUGCUCAAUGAAUAGAAAAAGUGCAGUCAAUUCUGGACAGAUUUUGCAGUCCAUUGUCACAAAAAAAAUAUAAGAGUUGAAAAAAUGCAAGGUUUUCCCACUGGCGCUCUUAUGGAGAGAAAGCUCCUAAAUUGUGACGUAGCAAUUUGUUCCGCAAUGCACAUUAUUAACUUCCGUGAAAUCCGCGUUUGUUACACAUUUUUUAAAUUCCCUACAGGCUUACACAUAUUAAAACAUUUAAAAAAAAAACUAUUCAACGACAUUUUUCACAUACCGACUUCAUAUUGCAAUCUUCAAAUUUUGAAUUUCUUCGAAAAUAAAAAAAAGGUGUGACGUGUCAUAAACCAGAUUCAGCAAGUGGGAUGUCAUAACAAUUACAUUCUUGUGUAAUUAUGUCUAUUGUUUUGGAGUUGUGCGGUGACUCCAAGUCAUUAAAAAUCACUUCUUUCAUCGGCGAGUAUUUCUUCAAGACAAAGUUUGGAUUGGAUUCUACUGAUACGGUUAUGGUUUCUUUGAAAUUGUAUUUAUUUGUAAAUAGAAUUAAUACUAUAUAUAGUCUUUUAAAUUAUUGUAAUUGUGGUGUCUGGCAGGAUAACCAGUGAAGUUUUGUGUGGAGUUGAAACGCCGCAGGCUCGGUUUAUAAAGUGGAAUUCCUUGGACAUCUUGAGUCAAUUUCAAGGCACUGUUCAUGUUAAGUACAGGAAUGUGCUAAACACGGAAAAUAUAUGCUCACCAUAAAUUCAUGUUAUGCAUAUUUCUUUUUUGUUCAGCACAUAUAGGCUUCAAGCAAUAUUUUCUGCUCGACACUUCCAUUAAAUAAGACCAAGAUUGCAUACAGAAAACAUUUCACAUUUUUAAAGACACCAUCUCUUGACCAUUGAGACUCUCGAUAUUUGAUCAACCAAAACACCUGCCAAUGUAAAGCCUACCAAAUUGUGAUUAUCAAUUAUUUGGAAUUGUUUGGGAUGGUAUCACAAAUUAAGAUCUCUAAGAAUUAUUGAGACGGCUGGGGGCUGUGCUAUUAUGAAAACAAUAGCACUGAGAUAGUUCUUUGAAAAGCAUGCAUGCAUGGCUUCGAAAUCCAUUCUAGGUAAUUACCCACAUGAUACCCACAUGAUCUUUGUACUUGUGAAUAUGUUGUAGCUCUUGCUUUAACAUUUAAUUGUUAUCCACAAUGUAUAUGAUUCUGAUGUUAAAAAUUAAAAAUAAUUAAUAUGAACAUGUCUUUGCUCUUCUAUACGAAACAAGUAAUCAAAAUAUGACCUUCUUUUUCGAUAAUGGUUUCAGUUUCGGGGUAAGAGCAAUUGAACACGAUAUAAUACGGUUUAUUGUAAUGCUUAUUAUUGUAUUAACAUAACUAUUAAUAAAACUUAUAUGGACAUGUAUAACGCUUUGGAAACCGACUUUUGUUUCGGUUUAUUUGUGUUUAUUUCAUUUAUCCAAUGACAGACAUUAUGUCUAUCGCUUCUCCCUUAAAAAAAAAUGGGCGAAGCGUGUUAAUAACGAAGAACUGGGACAUUUAUGCUAUCUCUUUCAGUUUUCGCGAGAGGACCGACAUGACACAUUUACGUAUUCAAAAAAUUUUAAUCAAAUCUUGCAUUUGGUAAAAAUAAAAAAGAGCAUUAAUCUUAGGAUUACUUUUCAUUAGAUAGAUGAUUCCCAAAAGAUCGAUCAAUCACAGACACAUUAAUUUCCUCUGAAUGGCAAAAAUGAAAACGAAUACAAGUAUUAGUUGAGAUAUAAUGGCCAGUAGAGGUGGCAAAAACUAGAAAGCAUAGCUUGUAUCAUACAAAAACAGACGAAUUAUUAAAGAGAAAAAAUAAUUAUAUUUCUAAGCAUAAAAUAAAGUUAUGGGUGAUGGGCUACGAGUAAUGGGAUAGAU
Molecule: messenger RNA, 8356 nt
Organism: Patiria miniata (bat star)
Lineage: Eukaryota; Metazoa; Echinodermata; Asteroidea; Valvatida; Asterinidae
Product: short transient receptor potential channel 4-like
Exons: 12
Coding region: 844-4086 (1080 amino acids)
Biological process (GO): calcium ion transmembrane transport; regulation of cytosolic calcium ion concentration; manganese ion transport
Cellular component (GO): cation channel complex; membrane
Molecular function (GO): store-operated calcium channel activity; protein binding; inositol 1,4,5 trisphosphate binding
Source: RefSeq, a predicted model, not a curated record